Messenger RNA from Melopsittacus undulatus (budgerigar), 2236 nucleotides. It is a transcript of the gene PDCL3, whose product is annotated as phosducin like 3. Bases 82 to 804 code for a protein of 240 amino acids. The record is from RefSeq and is a predicted model, not a curated record. Gene Ontology annotation, biological process: positive regulation of gene expression; protein folding; angiogenesis. Gene Ontology annotation, molecular function: vascular endothelial growth factor receptor 2 binding; protein folding chaperone. The transcript is spliced from 6 exons. Lineage: Eukaryota; Metazoa; Chordata; Aves; Psittaciformes; Psittaculidae. Gene Ontology annotation, cellular component: cytoplasm.
GCCGGGACCGGCCCAUCCCAUCCCAGCCCUGCCGAGCUCCGGUGCUGCUGCCGCUGACUGGGCCCCGGCCCUGCCGGCAGGAUGCAGGACCCAGAUAAAGACACAGAGUGGAAUGACAUCCUGCGCAAGAAAGGUAUCCUUCCUCCAAAAGAAAACGUGGAGGAACAGGAGCGUGCAAAGGAAGAGGAGCAGCUUGCCAUCCUUCAGAAGUCUCUUGUGAAGACUUAUGAGGACAUGACUCUGGAAGAGCUGGAAGAGAAUGAAGAUGAAUUUAAUGAGGAAGAUGAGAAAGCUAUUGAAAUGUACAGGCAGCAAAGGCUAGCAGAAAUGAAAGCAGCACAAAUGAAGAAUAAAUUUGGGGAAGUUUUGGAGAUUUCGGGAAAAGAUUACAUUCAAGAAGUUACGAAGGCUGGAAAAGAUAUAUGGGUAGUUCUGCACCUCUAUAAGCAAGGGAUUCCACUCUGUGCCUUAAUAAAUCAACAUAUGAGCGGGCUUGCAAGAAAGUUCAGAGAUGUGAAAUUCAUCAAAGCUAUCUCUACCACCUGCAUUCCCAACUACCCUGAUAAGAACCUGCCUACAAUAUUUGUCUACUUGGAGGGAGAUAUCAAAGCCCAGUUCAUUGGGCCUUUGGUAUUUGGUGGCAUGAACCUGACAAGGGAUGAAUUGGAGUGGAAAAUUUCAGAGUCGGGUGCCAUCAAGACUGACCUUGAGGAGAACCCCAGGAAGCAGAUCCAAGACCAGCUUAUGUCCUCAAUCAGGGCACGUGUCCCAGCCAGGAGCGAGAGUGACUCAGAGGAUGACUAACUUCUGCGGCAGCAUCAAGAUUGAUACAGUACUCUUGAAGCCAGUGUUCCCACCUAGAACACUUGGAGACACUCAAGAUCUCAGCCCCAGAAGAGUAGUAUUUCGAGACAAACACCUAUCUAGAAACUUCUAGAAACUAAAGAAGGUGUUUUGUUUUUUUCUAAAAAGACCAAUUUACUGCAAAUUCACUUAAGAUUGUGAAAGACAUUUUAUAUUAAGAAGCUGAAGUAAAUCUGACUCAAAGUUUUAAAAUACAGACUUCAGUAGAAACAGGUCUCCUGUUAUUAUUUUAUUAGUAAAUUACUGAUUUCUUAAAAAAAAAAAAGGAAAUAUAAGCUGAUCUUAAACAAUUGGUUAUAGCACUUAGUUGGGCCUUGUCUUGGUUUGUCAUGUGUAUAUGUCCAACAGUCUGGACUGUGUGGAAAGUUAGGGAAGGUGAUGCAGGAUGUGGGUGUCACUGAAGUGGCAUGUGGUCCUUUGCAGAGGUGUGCUGUCAGGACGGCCAGCACGAGGCCAUGAGCUGAAACUCCAGACAUCUUGAGAGAGGCCUUGGUGAUGGCCAGCAUCUCCCAGGACCUGCUGAGUCCAGAUCACGCUUUCAUUUAGCAGUGGUAUUUUGCCUUUAAUAGUGGCUAAGUUUCUUGCACCAUCUUACCUGCUAACUGGGGAAAAGGAAUUCAAGAUGGUGAUGCUCAAGAGUGAAACUGCUGACUUCUUCCACAAAUCAGAAAUCCAAUGCGUUACUACAGUAGUGCCAUUGCCAAAUGGGAGAGAAAAUGAUAUUUGACCGUCUGAUGUCUUUCUAUAUUAAAGUCUUCCAUCUUCUAGGUAAUAAUAAUUGAAGCCUUAGAAGAGAAUGAACUGAAAUACCACCUUAAUUAUAGAUCUGCUGACACUCAGAGCUGCUUGCUUAUUUUGGGUUGGGUUUAAUGUCCACCUACACUCUCAAUUUGUCUACACCUGGACUAACAAGCUUCAAGAGCUUUUGCUAACAAGGCUGCCCUAAGGACAUUGAAUUACAUUGCUAAUGGAAUCUGUGGGUGGAUGGUAUUGAAUGUAACAAUAAGCAAUUUUUUAAUAGUGUUGUAUUGGUUCAUAGCAUCUUUAAAGCAUGUUUCCUGCACUCUGUCUUCCCAGUCAACUUAGUCAAAUAACUCUGUUCCUUCAGUUUCAGGUGAAGUUGUAAAAUCCUGGUGGAGAGCUUCCUCUUUGAGAUCUGAGAGGUGUUUUUAGUGACUUAAGUCUUUUUUCUUUUUUUUUUUUGCAAAAUAUUAACAUUGUACAAGUAAGCCAAAUGCAGCAGAAUACAAGCUGAUAAAUCCUGAGUAGUACUGUACAUAGCACCAUGCUUCUCAUGACACUGGACUACCCCAAAUGCUAUCAGACCUGAUGCUUUUCUGUACUUAUAACUUAUUACAGUCUAGGAAGAGGA